Thermochaetoides thermophila DSM 1495 is the source of this 519-nucleotide messenger RNA. RefSeq lists its product as uncharacterized. The transcript is spliced from 3 exons. The record is from RefSeq and is a predicted model, not a curated record. The coding region runs from base 1 to 519 and encodes 172 amino acids. NCBI's taxonomy places the organism in Eukaryota, Fungi, Ascomycota, Sordariomycetes, Sordariales, Chaetomiaceae.
AUGUACCGAUCCAUGAUCCCAGCCAUGCCUGUCCCGAACCUGACCAGCAGUGUCUUGACCUGGAACCCGCCUAUCCCGCAGCUUGCACCAAUCCCUUCCGACUCUGAUGACGAGCCAGAGGACCACCCGGAUGAUGAUGACCCCGAAGAAUUGGAUGAAGAGUCCUCCUUCGGCGGCCAUAACCCCGUGGCCACCCAGCGCUCAUCAUACCCCCAUUUCCCCACCCCUCCUUGCAUGAGCCAUCGCCCAAGCACGUUCUCGACUCCGUUGCCUGUAACCCUCACACAGCCUCUCACAGACAGUCCACGGAGUUCGUUGAGAUGCAACGCAACGCACCCCAAACUAGCAUCGCUCACCGCGCUCCCACAAAACGCCAUCCUCAGCUCCCUCAACUGCGGCAACCCCAAAGCAACAACCUCUGUCGCGGUAUCCGACAAGGCACAACAGAAACUCAAAUCCAAAUGCGUCAGCCCCCUCGCGGCCCCGACCAACGCUACCACGGAAUUAUCCGUCAAGUAG